CUCACAGCCAGCUCUCUUGUAUUGCAUUUGUUUCUAUUUAUAUGAUAAGGUUGUCACACAAAUUGUUUCACAUGUGUUUCUUGGGAUACUCCUUAGGUAUUUUUGUCUGGCGAAAAUGGGUGAACCUCAGCAAGUGAGUGCCCUUCCUCCACCUCCAAUGCAAUAUAUAAAAGAAUAUACCGAUGAAAAUAUCCGUAAAGGCCUGGCUCCAAAGCCACCUCCACCUGUGAAAGACAGUUACAUGAUGUUUGGUAAUCAGUUUCAAUGUGAUGAUCUGAUUAUUCGACCCUUGGAGAGCCAGGGUAUUGAACGGUUACAUCCUAUGCAGUUCGAUCACAAGAAGGAAUUAAGAAAACUUAAUAUGUCUAUCCUGGUCAACUUUUUGGACCUCUUGGAUAUCUUGAUAAGGAGUCCGGGGAGUAUAAAGCGAGAGGAGAAACUGGAAGACUUGAAACUGCUUUUUGUUCAUGUCCAUCAUCUUAUAAAUGAGUAUCGUCCUCACCAAGCUAGGGAGACACUGAGAGUCAUGAUGGAGGUGCAGAAACGUCAGCGUUUGGAAACAGCAGAGCGAUUUCAGAAGCAUUUAGAGCGAGUUGUAGAGAUGAUUCAGAACUGCCUGGCUUCCUUGCCUGAUGAUCUGCCUCAUUCAGAGGGAGGACUGCGAGUGAAAGCAGAAACAAUGGAUACUGAUGAUGGCAGCAGCUGUAUGGGACAGAGCGAAAAACAGAGGGAGCGUUCCGGUGGCAAGAGAGAUCAGGUUUUAGACAAAGAUGCAGCUAUGUGUAGCAUUAUUGAUGAAAUGACAUGAAGAAAACACUGUCUUACUUUGUUAGCUUGCCAUAGUGAGAGGCAGAAUGAAUUCUGAGGGUGUAUGUUGUAUUUUGUUUUCCUGUUGUACAAGCAGACAAAGCAUUUAUUGUACGCCUGUUGGAGGUUGUGAGUGACUAGGCAGAUGAAAAUGUUUAAUAUUUUGUGAGCUGUGUGUUUAUUGGUAGAAAUAAAAAAUUUUUUGUUAAAUGUAUCAUGUGAGGUGGAAGCCACAGAUUAAAGUUAGCUUUUUCUGUUGUA
Molecule: messenger RNA, 1068 nt
Organism: Pygoscelis adeliae (Adelie penguin)
Lineage: Eukaryota; Metazoa; Chordata; Aves; Sphenisciformes; Spheniscidae
Gene: MED7
Product: mediator complex subunit 7
Exons: 1
Coding region: 116-808 (230 amino acids)
Biological process (GO): regulation of transcription by RNA polymerase II
Cellular component (GO): mediator complex
Molecular function (GO): transcription coregulator activity
Source: RefSeq, a predicted model, not a curated record